This is a messenger RNA of Neodiprion virginianus, 6422 nucleotides long. Its product is annotated as NADH-ubiquinone oxidoreductase 49 kDa subunit-like. The transcript has 4 exons. The record is from RefSeq and is a predicted model, not a curated record. Lineage: Eukaryota; Metazoa; Arthropoda; Insecta; Hymenoptera; Diprionidae. Gene Ontology annotation, biological process: mitochondrial electron transport, NADH to ubiquinone. Bases 523 to 1929 code for a protein of 468 amino acids. Gene Ontology annotation, molecular function: NADH dehydrogenase (ubiquinone) activity; NAD binding; quinone binding.
UAGUGGUCCAGUAUUUCGAAAAAAAAUGGCUGCGAAACGAUUUUUUAUUGUAAUCAUUAAUUAACGUGAAACUACAAUCCGUAAUAUCCUGUAGUAAAAUCUUGAAGUGUGAGAUGUCAAUACAUCGGAAAUAGAAACGAUUUCCGGUUCAAAGCUGUUUUCCCAUUGGUCAAGAUAACGGCUAUCGCCUAACCAGGUGAUUACGGAAUAGCCUGGGAUUCGACGUCGGAAAACAUCGCCGCGCGAGUCCAAUAGCCGUUAUUAUACCAGCUGGACUCGCGCUCAUCUAAUCCAUGUAUGUUAUAAUCUUUCCGAUCUUUACUGAAGACCAGAAAUAGGAUCCAAGAAUCGGUGAACUAGUACAGUCGAUCACUUGAAGUGCUUGAAGAAAAAUUGAAAUCUUGCUGCUACAGGAACCACAAACUAAAGGUUAAAGCCGAAAUCUUUGGUGAAAAUAAAUUAAGUGUACUUCGUACACACCCUCGAGGCGCUCGUUAUUAACGAGAGAGAAAAAAAAGAAGUAUGACUGCUACGGUUUUAGGGACCUUUAUAAGAAAAUCAGCAGGAUUCCCCCUUGGCGGUAAAGGAUUGCUGAAAAAUGGGGCGUGCCUCAAUUUUUUUAGCCGAAAGCGAGAUGCUCAUCAAUCUGGUAUCGAUAUGGAAUACCUAAAACAGUUUCAUGGUCCGGUAAUGUACCCGGAUGAAUACACGUCGCAGUAUCCGACGCAUUAUAGAAUUGAACUGGAGCCACCUCGUGAACAGGUUGUUCAGAAUUCGUUUUUGAAUUUUGGGCCGCAACAUCCGGCAGCUCACGGUGUGCUACGUCUGGUGCUCGAGCUUGACGCCGAAACUGUUAUAAGGUCAGAUCCGCACAUUGGACUGCUGCACCGUGGAACUGAGAAAUUGAUCGAAUAUAAAACCUACACCCAGGCGUUGCCCUAUUUCGAUCGUCUCGAUUACGUCUCGAUGAUGUGCAACGAACAGUGCUACUCAUUGGCUGUUGAGAAAUUGCUUAACAUCGAUGUUCCAAUUCGUGCUAAGUACAUUCGCGUGCUCUUUGCCGAGAUUACGCGGCUAUUGAAUCACAUGAUGGGUGUCGGUACUCAUAUUUUGGAUGUUGGAGGCCUGACUCCAUUGUUUUGGCUAUUUGAAGAGCGUGAAAAACUGAUGGAAUUUUAUGAGCGAGUGAGUGGUGCACGAAUGCACGCAGCCUACAUUCGACCAGGUGGAGUUUCAUUGGACAUGCCAUUGGGUCUGAUGGAUGACAUCUAUGAGUUCGCUAAUAAGUUUGCGGAACGUUUGGACGAAGUCGAGGAUCUUAUUACAGAGAAUAGGAUUUGGAUAGCACGUACUAAAGACGUAGGUGUAGUAUCCUAUGAAGAUGCACUGAAUUGUGGAUUCAGUGGUGUUAUGUUACGCGGUUCGGGCAUAAAAUGGGACCUACGGAAAUCCCAACCAUACGAUGCUUACCAUUUGCUCGAUUUUGAUGUCCCCAUUGGAACCAACGGAGAUUGUUUUGAUAGAUAUGUCUGCCGUGUGGAAGAAAUGCGUCAGUCUUUGAGAAUCAUUCAUCAGUGUCUGAAUCAGAUGCCUCCAGGUGAAAUCCGUACUGAUGAUGCGAAAAUCGCUCCACCACCUCGCUCGGAAAUGAAGUCCAGCAUGGAAGCACUCAUUCAUCAUUUCAAACUCUUCAGUCAGGGCUACCAGGUACCGCCUGGCGCUACUUAUACAGCAAUUGAAGCGCCAAAGGGAGAAUUUGGUGUGUAUCUUGUCAGCGAUGGCGGCAGCAAACCGUAUCGCUGUAAGAUCAAAGCGCCUGGUUUUGCUCACUUGGCUGCCCUAGAUAUGAUCGGGAAAAAACAUAUGUUGGCAGAUAUUGUGGCCAUUAUUGGUACACUGGAUGUAGUAUUUGGCGAGAUUGAUCGGUAAGUCCAUUUGCGGGGCAGUUGUGGGGCUAUAAAGGCAAAACGUGGAGUUGUGCAUAAUUUAUAGGCUUCAGGAUACUUAUAAAAUGAACGACUAAUUACGAAUAACUUCAGAUUAAAUGUGAUUUAAUAUCAGUAUUGAGCUCUUGAAAUUCAAGUUCUAUUUCAGCUACGUUAUAAUAUGCAUGAUCAACCUGGUGCCUGGAAAUGUUAGUAGAAAUUAUAAAAUAUAAGAUCAUCAACAACAGAAAGGGUUAAUUAUAAGAAUAUAGCAAAAUAUAAUAACAAAAGUGAAGACUAUGAGUAUAAAGUAUAAAUAAUAUAAGUAAAUAAAAAGGUAUUUAAAAGUUUUCUACGCAUCAAUAGCAUAGGAAAUAUCACAAGGUUAGUAAAAUAUGUACCAAAAGAAAAGUUGUCAUAAAAUUCAUCGAAGCUGAUCUGGAUCAACGCCGGAACCGAAAUUCCACAAGCAUAUUUUAAUAAAUGCCAACGAUCGAUGAUAAAUCUUGAGCAAUUUAAUGGCUCCACAAACUCUUUCGGACUCAGUUUUUCUAACUGGAUUCUCUCAAGAAAAUAAUCCGCGAGACAUAUUCAUCACGAUUUAUAAUAUUCGCGAUAUUUGAAAGGGAAAUAUUUUUUACUCGUAUAAGUGAUGUAACGGGUACAAUUUCAAGUAUUGAGCAGAUUUGAUAAAUUUGUUAAUUUUUCGGACUUUGCGUAACCGAUAUGAGAUUAAAUUUAUCUCUUUCUUUUCAAGUUUCGUGUUGAUUGUGAAAAAAGCAAAUUAAUUGUAUAAAAUAUAAUUAUUGCACUCGAUUUAUUGAAAUAAUAUCGAUUUUGUGAAAUCACAUUGACUUCAGACCUGUGAACUUCACUUUUCACGUAUUCAAUUACACAUCACAUCGGUGUUAAUAACUCAAUUUUUAAUAACCGAUAGGUAAUCUGACAGAAGGAAUGUUUGUUUCGAAAAAUUCAAUUUAUUCUGGUAAGUAAUAAAAACUCUUCGGUUGUAUCGAUCCACGGGCGACUAAGUAUAAAUCAUAAAUGUGUUAGUGCAUAAAACAAAUUUAAUAAAUGCAUACAAACCUGUCUAUAGUAUAGAUCAGUACUGCCGCCAUAAGUAUAGUGAAAAGAAUAAUUACGAAAGUCAAUUAAAUCAAUAGCUGUGGCGUGAUGAUAAUUUUAUGCAAAUCUGCAUUUAAAGUCGAUAUCAAAUCAUCGUAAUAUUGCUCGUAUGAUCUGGCCUUAAUUAUUUUUGUGCAAUUUCGUGUAAUUGACGAAAUUUAAUUAAAAGAUGCAGACACGCGUAUCAACGUCGUGGGAGAUAAGUAAUUAUCAUAUAUUGUCCAUGAGUUUAGAAUGCCAGCUUGACAUUUGUUGAAACUCUCAUAUAUUCAACAGAUACGAUAUUCUUCUUUUCAAUAAAUUUGUUCAAUUCAAAACCUGCAAUGACGAAAUUUUAGGCCACAAAUUAACUGCCUGUCGCUGAUUUCGAAGACUCGAUAAAUUAGCCCGAUUAAGAUUCUUGGAAGCUUACGAUACGUACAGCGUUUAAGUUUUGUGUAUAUACAGGUUUUGUGUAAUUUCACUCGUUUCAGCCUCGGGUAAAUCCCACGUUUUCCUGAUUCUUCUUCCCUUUACGCGAAGAUUCUCAUCUUCCAAAAUAGAUGUGCCAUUAAUUUAUCUCAACCUUCCUUGUGAGUUUUUCCCAUUUUUUUCCGGGAGGAUGUCUGGAAUUGUUUUUGAACCGUCCUUUUUUCCAUCUUUCCACAUUGCUCUAUUUUUAAUUCUAAUUUAUUCGUCAGCAAUGUCGUGGGCCACGCACUUGAUGCCAAGAACCUGCGUGGGCGAUGCUGGUUCGCAUCGCGGGUUAAACACCUGUUAGAAAUUUGGUAGCUAAGCACAGUCCAGCAUCGAGAUGAAAUAUUUCUCCUUUUAAAGAACCGAGGAAAAAGCUUGGGGAUCGGUUAUUUUCAAAACUUUCAAUUCGUUUUUUUGCUCACUUUGUCAUUGAACACAACUCCUCGCCUUCAACUAACAUUCCAGCUUUCUUUUAAUAUUUGCAUUCACAUUUUAGAGUUUCCAUUAUCGUUGGUACAAUUUGUACGUCGAGUCGCUUCUAUUUUCAUCUUUACUGUUCACUUUGCGCUUUUUCGGAAGAAAAAAAGGAUAUUGUAAUAAUAACUGAUCGUACGAUGCUAAGACUCGCGGUUUUAAUUCCUUAUAAAUAUAAUGAGAUUUCAGAUUUAUAAUUGACUUCAGAAGUGUUACGAGUGUUCGUUUUUUUUAUAGUACUCGUUUUCGUUGGCGAGUCAAACUUUAUACGUGGUUAAGGAUUUGCGAUGGGGAUUUAUUUAUGAUCUCCUUCUUGUUGAUAAUUUUUAUAAUUGUGACAUUGGAAUGAAAAAGUCUCUAUCGCGAGAGACGCGAGAAGCAGGCCGUUUUUUUAAAAGUCGUAAUUUUGAAUAUAAAAGAGAACGAAAAAAAACGUACACGCAGUUCGUUUCGAUUCUCUUUAGUUUGGUUAUUUGUGGUGCAAGACUUGAGUCAAAUAAUUUUUUUAAAACUUGAAUUUUAUUCAUACAACUCUCACCAAUUUCAGCACUUGUCUGUUUCUCAUUCGCAGUCUGACUUGUCAGCAUGGAAUUGAGAUUAAUGAGGCCUGCAGCAGCAUAUAAUACGGUUAAAUAAAUUUUUUAAGGCGAAGUGCUGUUUCCAGUUGAAUAAAACUCCAUGGAAACAUGUGUGGAUACCGUAAGGUUUCAUUACUCCGAAUAAAUAAAACUGUUCUCAUUGUCUCCAAUGAAAAGCUACCGCACUUGGAUUACCUUUCGGAUCAUGCUUGAAAGAGAAUCUUAUUCUGCUAAGACGUGUUUUUUGUCGACGAUUUUUAUUUCACCCUACCACGAAAGAAAGUUAUUCGUACAGAAGGUAGUUUUUAAAUUUUCGUCUGGUGUAUGAUUUUUUGUACCUCUUCUUUUUUUCCGCACUAAACUAAGUGACUAAGAUCUGUUUUUGUCGUGAUCCUUCGCAUACGCGACUAGCAGUGCUAAUCACCUUGAUCUUUGAUUCUUCGACUCUGUACCUACCUUCGCAUCCUAUAUAUUGCCUAGGUAUAUGUAUAUUAUGUACAGUAUACGCGUACAUGCAUAUUAAUGUAUCAACGAAUACAGCGACUAUAAGGCUAGAGUAUCAGGCACUUUUCUGACCAUUUUUCAAAGGGUUAAAAGGGGACGAUUAAAUUUAAUGACACGUAUAAGGUGCACGCUCGGGAUGCAAACGAAAUGUCUUUCACGUGCACAUCUUGAAACCUCUGUAGGUUUUUUUAUUCUUUUAUUUCGCAGUGAUUAGGCGGAAAAUGCGAAUUAUCCGUUGGCGGCUUAUACAUAUAUCUGUAGUUUUCCACUGCGUGUAUUGCUGCGAUUGUAAUGGCGCUGAUAGAGAUUCGCCCGCAGUUUAUCUCCAAGCGAUCGAUUAUAUAAUUACUAUACGUCUCCUUACGUAUUAAAAUAAGUGAUAUUCUGUGAUUGUAUUUUUUGCCCGUACAGGAAAUCAUCAAUUCAUAUAACAAGUUUCUUUAUAGGCAGGUUCAUGGAGGAUUUAUUCCGUAACUAGUUCUAUACUUACAGCAGACUUCUUAAUAUCUUUUUCUUAUUUUUCUGCUUCGUUCAUUCGUAACAUAAUACUUAAAUACGUGUAAACCAUUGACGUAAUUCCUCAGCCGGCAGAUUAAUAAAAUAUUGUAAUUUCCCGUAGUUACGAAGACACUCGACAUUCAUACAUUUUUUGUUCCCCCCCUCUUUUUUUCUCUUCUUAUUUUUUCCCCUACAACCGUCAAGUUGUCGCGUAGAAAUCCGAACGGUACCAACACAUUGAUAUAAUGGCCCUCGUAAACAUGUCGUGAAUAAUUAUUACUGCUCCUUUAUUGAGGAAUAAUGGAACGAGGAAAACAAACGUGGAUUUAAAGCAAGAAAAAACAUAAUAGACACAUUACAUGUUUGACAAAUAAAGUAUCCGAACUGCAGAUUGAUAAAUAUUAUAGCGAGAAUUCGGUGGGUGGACUUGUCGUGCGGCAGAAAAAGAAUGAAAGAAAUGAAAGGCGUGCGGCUACGUGACAAAAGUCGGAUAUCUUCCUCCCGAAAUCCUCAAUCCCUCCUGCAUCCUGUUUUCACCUGAGCGAAAGACGAAGCGUUGAACUUUCGCCCUAUGUCAAGGGUAUAAGUGAGUUUCAUUUUCAGUCCAGGUUCGACUUGCGCGCAGGUUUGUCAAGCGGAGUUACCUCGCGAAUUAUUGUAUGUACAUGCCUACGUGGCUAGCAUUCUUAAUGGGGAAUCCAGAUUGCCGUAACGUUUGCACAACUCGUGUCGCAUCACGGUGUCGAUGUGAAACCUACGUCAUUGGAGAACAGAGUAUAGGUAUACACAUAAUAUACGCAUUAUUACAGACAACUUGUGCGUUACCGUAACUUGAAACGAGUGCUAUGAUUUGUAAUGAGUU